GGAAGUAGAUAGAAGCGUCCGGUUCUUGUUCAAACAGUGGUGCGUUUUCGAUGACCUUUUGAUCUCUCUGAUCUAAAUUACAUGUAUUUAGUAAGUAGUGAUGGUCUUUCCGAAACUUGGGCGCUUUUGACGGAAAAUCGAUCAGUUGCGGGGGUGGCAAGGCGCGGCGCAGUCGCGUAUUAUUCUUUCACAACCCCACACUGUCCUAGGCCACGGAUUUUUUCGCCUUUCCAUCGUUACGGAUAAAUACAGUGAAAGCAUGUGAACAAUCAUUUUGGGUUUGUUGAGAGGGGAAAAUGGUGCGCUUAGAUCGGCAACUCGCUGUGCGUUUAUCUAUUAAGGGCGUUUGGAUGUUGUGAAAGGUUGUGUUUCUUCGGACGAUGAUAUAAAUUUUGGUUUUGUUUGUUUGUGCGCGAGUAUAGAAGCAGCAGCAUGGGGAACACGAUGGCGGGCGAUGCCAAGGCGGCCGGUGGAAAGACGCCCAAGAUGAAGAAUUUCAUGAAGAACAGAGGCAAAAGGGGGAAACACGAGGAGCCCCAGUUCACGGACAUCGGGGUGGAGGCUCAACCCCACGGUGAUCUGGGAGCAACAGGUGGACUGGUGGAGGUGAUCGAGACUCCGGUGAAGACGCCGGAGGAGCUUUGGAUCGAGGAGAAGACGCCGUCGGUGACGUCUCCGCAAAGCAACGAAUCCUCCGACACGCAUUUCACUGAUCCGUUGACUCCUGUGGAAUUCUCCACUGAAAUCAACGAGUGCUACUACAGCCAAGAAAGCGUCCUCGAUGGACCAUCUUCAACGGACGCUCAAAGCUUGCCUUUGAACAGCUUCAAGCUCAACGAGUACAAGGCCCGACGGGAGGAGGUCAACCGUAAGCUCAGUAAGCUCAGCGUGUCCGAGACGAGUCAGAUGAACUUCGAUGAAGAGGAGGAGAACCUUCUGCUCGACGAAGAAGGUAACCAGGAGGAAGAGGAAGAGCACAUCGUUUGCGCUACGGAUGAGGACGACGACAAUGAUAAUAACAUCGAGUAUGCGGGAGCUCUGCACGAGUACGCGAGUUCAACUGGCGAAGAGCGCGCAGACCUCCAGAAUUUCGUCGCAGCUGAUCUGUCAACGCUCGGAGAUACGAAGACAUGUUCAAAUAUGUCCAAGGAUUCUGCACAACGAGGAGAUAACGACUCGACCGAUAUGCAACCUAAACCAGGUCGUCAUGAGAUCAAGAGACACAUGUCGGUGUCCUCGGGGAUGCCCUCACAGGAAACGACGAAAUUGGCAGGCACAGAGGUGCUCAAGAAGGUGGCAUCCCUGACGCUCGUCAGCACCGAGUCGAAGGUCACCAGGCCCAGAUUCGUCCCGGAAAAGCUAGACUUUCAACUAUACGAAGUCUUCGAAGGCCACAUGCUGAUCAACUGGUAUAUCUCUGAGUUUCGAGAAGACGAGUACCUGUGUCUAAUCAACAAUCCUCAGGAUCUGAAGCUGCUGGCCAUUCAAUUCUGCACUCAUCUCUUAGCGGCCGGCGUCCUCAGGCAGAUCUCCGACAAUAAUCUUCCGAUGUACAAUAUAUUCAAGCCGGAUUUAAUGUAUUAUUGGGCACACUCCGAGGCGCCGGCCCCGAUUGCGGAUACACCAGGUAAACUGAGCCAGUACUCGUGGCCUCCGACGUACACGGAUUCCCUGGAAUCCUCAAAGUCCGCAUCUCCUCAAUCUCCGAGCGCUUCUGAUGCUAAUAACAUCUCCAACAAAGAGUCGAUGUUUGAGGAUCUUCAAUCGCAAAUUGAGAAGCUGAAGCAGGAGAACGAGAAGUACAAAACGCUCAUCGACAUCCAGACAUUGACGACGAACGCCGUCGAGGAUUUUGCUUCGCCGGAGGAGCAAACUGAUAGGAAAAAGAAUGGCUGUGAUAAAAGUAUUGGGACCAGUGACGAUGAUGAUAAUAAUAAGUUAGAUGUUAGUGAUAAUGAUGAUGGAAAGGCUGUGUGCAAACAGUGCGGAUGGACGAUGAGGCUCAGCGAAAGACAAAGUGGCGACGGUGUUAUUGGAGAUUCGGUGCAAGUUAAUGGAUUAAAUAAUUUAAUCGCUGCUCCUACGGUGCCGAGUUCUUCUACACGGCUCUCUCAAGAUAUAGCAGUUGCUCCGGUCUCUGUAAAUAUUACUACAGCUCCUCCGCCACCUCCAAUGCCAGCAACAUCUUAUCCGACGACAGAAAUUGAAGCUCCUAUUCCUCCUCCGAUGCCUAGUUUCACUUGUCCACCUCCACCUCCUAUGCCAGGUGCAGGUAUUCCUAUACCACCACCACCACCUAUGUUAGGUUUAGGUCCAUGUCCUCCUCCUCCACCACCACUACCAGGCAUGGGUGGUCCUCCUCCUCCACCACCACUACCUGGCAUGGGUGGUCCUCCUCCUCCACCACCACUACCUGGCAUGGGUGGACCACCUCCUCCUCCGCCGCCUCCAGGAAUGUGUGGACCACCUCCGCCGCCGCCUCCUCCAGGUAUGGGCGGCCCUCCUCCACCGCCACCUCCACCAGGAAUGGGAGGACCUCCGCCGCCACCUCCAAUGGGUGGUCCAUCACCUUUUCCAACGCCACCAGUUGGAGGAUGGAACGCGAACAAAGCAUCGGGUCCACCACCACCCACGUUUUCAGCUAUAAGGAAAAGUCCCGUGAAUCCUGUGGCACCCAUGAAACCGCUUUACUGGACCCGCAUUCUGGUGAGGCAACGAGCGGCGAUGAACAAUCCAGCCGUGGAUUCCACCGAUUCCCCGACGGGAGAUGCGCAACCCUUGUGGUUGCAUUUGGACGAGGUGACUCUGGACAACCUGACGGAAUUCACCGACCUCUUCUCCAGGCAAGUGGUGACCUCGAAGCCCACAAAGAAAAAGGUCGAAGCUAAACCUAAAGCGGAAGCGAUAAAGUUAUUGGACAGCAAGAGAUCCCAGAACGUCGGUAUAUUGGCGCAGAGUUUGCACGUGGAAAUCCACGAGAUCGAAGCGGCCAUCUACAACUUUGAUACAUCAGUCGUCAGUUUGGAGGCUUUGCAGCAGAUUUACGAGGCUAGGGCCAGCGGCGAAGAACUGGAACUAAUUAAGAGCCACGUCCAGGAUAAACCAGAACUCGCUUUAGACAAACCCGAGCAAUUUUUGUACGAUCUUGCUGAGAUUUCCAAUUUUGCUGAACGCAUUUCUUGCUUCAUGUUCAUCACUGAAUUCGACGAAUCACUAGCUGCCAUCGAAGUUACUUUAUCAAACAUCAAGAACACAUGCAAAUUUCUGACAACGAACGAAAGCUUAAAAGAGGUGAUGGCUAUCAUAUUAACAUUGGGGAAUUAUAUGAACGGAGGAAACAUGUCGCGCGGCCAAGCGGACGGUUUCGGAUUAGAAAUCCUGGCGAAGCUCAAGGACGUAAAAUCGAAGGAUUCCCAGACGACUCUUCUCCACUACAUAGUCAGACUAUGCGUGAAGAAAUUGGAGAAUCCUCUUUCCAACGUCAACAAUCUGCCGGUUCCGAAGCUUAGCGACAUCAGCGGUGCGGCGUCCGUCAACUUCGAUGACCUCCACGGAACUCUGAACAAUUUGCAAAAGAAACUAAACGGUUGCGUAAAUCGAACGGUGGAGGUGAUCGAUGCGGCGACGCCGGAAAAUCUGGAACCGUUCAAGGAGAAGAUGAACACGUUUUUGGAGAACGCCAAGAAACGGUUGGCAGCCGAGGGAGAGGAUCUCGAAGAGUGUAAACAAAUUUUUAUCCGGACGAUGAGAUUCUAUCAGUUCCAGCCGAAAAGUGGGACGUUGGAAACGUUUCCGCCGAACGACUUUUUCGAGCUGUGGCUGCAAUUCUGUUCCGAUUUCAAGGAGAUUUGGAAGAAGGAAAUGAUCAGAUUGGAAAAAGAAAAAAUUAACGAACUGAAAAGGAAAAAGGACGAGAGGCAUGCAGAGCACGUUACAAUUAAGAAGCGCGAUAAUGGACUGAAGGCGAAAGUCGACCGGAUAAAAGCCAAGAAGGCGAAGAAUAUAAAGAAUUAAGUAAUAAGUAUUUACAGUAUACACAUAUAUAGAUGAAUCAUAAUCGAUUUUAUAAGGCUAAAAUCCUAAAAAAAAACAAUAAGUUAGAGCCUCAUUUCCUAUA
Messenger RNA from Nicrophorus vespilloides, 4117 nucleotides. RefSeq names its product protein cappuccino (gene capu). Gene Ontology annotation, molecular function: microtubule binding; actin filament binding. Gene Ontology annotation, cellular component: actin filament; cytoplasm; cytoskeleton. Bases 433 to 4014 code for a protein of 1193 amino acids. Gene Ontology annotation, biological process: actin filament network formation; cortical actin cytoskeleton organization; actin nucleation. The transcript has 10 exons. NCBI's taxonomy places the organism in Eukaryota, Metazoa, Arthropoda, Insecta, Coleoptera, Silphidae. The record is from RefSeq and is a predicted model, not a curated record.